Molecule: messenger RNA, 1401 nt
Organism: Branchiostoma belcheri (Belcher's lancelet)
Lineage: Eukaryota; Metazoa; Chordata; Leptocardii; Amphioxiformes; Branchiostomatidae
Product: DNA topoisomerase 1-like
Exons: 2
Coding region: 1-1401 (466 amino acids)
Source: RefSeq, a predicted model, not a curated record
AUGGCAGACGACUUCGCAGCCAACUCUGUACCAGGCGUCAGCACAGACGAUUUGUCAAGAGGCAACAUGCUGCCAGCAAUUCAGAACGUGGCAACUGCGAAGAGUAUCUUCAGGCUCCCUGACAGUGAUAACAACGACUGCAUCCAGCCUUAUGCUAUUGAAUAUCAAGAUGGCGGUGAUGAUGAUCACGAUGACAAGUCUACAAAACAUGAUAACAACACCUGCAUCCAACCGUACGCCGUCGGAUAUCAAGAGAAAGAGGAUAAUUACGCUGAAAAAUCAUCAACAUUUCAGACCAGCCCUACUGAUGUGUCUCCCCCUGCUGUGGUUGAACCGGAGGAGUCGCCCCCUCAGCCGGCAGAUGUCGCCUCCCGCCCGCCGGACCCGCUGUACGUCAGGUGGGCAGGGCAGAGGUUCUGGUGCACCAAACGGAUCCUCGACUGGCAGAGACAGGCACUGCGUGCGCGGGAGGACCCAGAUGCGGCCCUGAAGCCGGUCAGAGAAUACGGCGAGGAGUCGGCUGUCUUACAAAACGCUGAAAACGUCGAGAUAGGAUUGGAAGGACACUACGAGAACGACAAAGAACUUGGACAUUACGAGAACGACAAAGAACAACGACAUUACGAGAACGACAAAGAACAACGACAUUACGAGAACGACAAACAGAAAGAACAACGACAUUACGAGAACGACAAAGAACAUCGAAAAUACGAGAACGACAAAGAACAACGACAUUACGAGAACGACAAACAGAAAGUACAACGACAUUACGAGAACGACAAAGAACAUCGACACUACGAGAACGACAAAGAACAACGACAUUACGAGAACGACAAACAGAAAGAACAACGACAUUACGAGAACGACAAAAAACAACGACAUUACGAGAACGACAAAGAACAACGACACUACGAGAACGACAAAGAACAACGACAUUACCAGAACGACGAGGAACACUCGAACUUGUCAACCCACGUUUAUGCCGAUUUAGACCCCGACUUUCUGGCAGCACAAGAUGCGAUCCAAAAUGUCACAGCUCAGCCGUUCUAUGAGAUGGACGUCGCCCCUGCGGAUGAAGAGCAAGAACAACCGUUUUACAAGAUGGACGUUACCGCUGCAAAAGACACGGAGAAACAGGAACAGCCCUUCUACGAGAUGAAAGCCGCAUCAACGGAUGAAAACGAACAGGUUCGGAACACAAAAGUGACCGAGACUUUGGCAGUUGAAGACCGCACGGUGGAAACUCUGGCCGCCACAAGUCAAGAAAAAAUGGAGAAGAAACCGCCCGGCUUACUACAGACGGAGAGUCUGGAGAACACAGGGGUGUCGAUACAGGCGGGUUCAACACCUGAAGAGGAAUUAGAGAGACUUUAUGAAAGUAGGAAGACAACGGGUACGUAA